AUGGAGUACUCCAAAAAGCGUGCAUUGGAGGGCAUCAUGAGCUUUAUUGAUGCCUGGUCACCUCGUGUGCCUGAACCGGCAGGAGCGCCUGGUGUGAAAAGAAAGGUGGAGUCCUUCGAAGACCCAACAGGAAUUGAUAAGGCCCUGGAGAAGGCAAAGAAGGCGGCGACCGAGAAGAAGGAGGCCCAUGGUGAGAGUGGAAGAGGGCCGAAAGGGUCAGUUGGCGCUCGGCUGGAAAGGAGGGCGGCGGAACGGCGUGAGCAGCAGCGGAAGAAGGAGGAGGAAAAGAAGAAGGAGAGCCGUGGCCGGAGCCGGAGCCGCAAAAGGAGACCUUCUGAUGCAGCGGUUGAAGGCUCUGGAGACCAGUCUGGUCGGCAGCAACUGGAUAUCAGCACGGCAUCAGGAAUUGAUACAAGCCGCAAGCUUGUCCUCAGAGAGCGAGAGGAGAAGAGCAGCAAAGCAGGAAGCCGCCAGCCUGAAGCGGUCAAAGAGCCGCGAGCAGGUGCGUCGAGUCCAUUUCGACGAUCGGCCAAGAGAGAUAGGUCGCCAAGGGGGAGCCAAGGAGAAACCCGGAGGGUUGUCCUCCGCGAAGCAAAGGAGGUCCGCCUGGCAGAAGGCGAUAUGGCCGAGGAAGGAAAGGGCCUGGAAAGAUCGCAGGAAAGCGACAGUGGCAGUGAAUCCAGCGAGGAAGGGUUUGAAGCCCUUCCAGCGAAGUCCAACCCCGAGGAGAGUGAUGGAGAUUGGGAAAAUUUAAGUGUUGAUCUUGAAGCUGGAGUUGAGGAGAGUUUAGCCAUAAUGCAGCGCUGGUUAAAAAGUGAAGAGUGUGGUGGCCUGAGCAUUUCACAAACAGGAGGACUUUUGGCGUCGGUGUGCAUGCGAAGUGGCACGAACUUGGGCGAAUAUCUCAAGCGGUCCAUCGAGCCGGGGUCUGACGACGGCAAUAAGGGAAGAAAAGGGGAGGUUCUGCCCCUGCCGCUGUGGGCCGAUGGGAAGGAGCAGCUCAGGAGCCUCUUCGAGUCUGGGGACUUUCGGAAGUUUGGAGGCCUCAGAUUCAUGCCUCCCGUGUUUGGAGUCUUCGACUACCUCUGGAAGGACAUCUCGGAUGGCGAGGUCAUGAUUGAGCUUGGAGCCAAGUCAGUGGAGGAGAUACUGAUGGCAGGGCUCAGAGAGAUGCGCGCCUUGGAAGAGGAGGAGGAUGAUGUCGGCGGAGAGGGCAUCAAUUUGGAUGCACCCCAAAGCGUGCUGGUGUUCGACUUCUUCGCAGGCAUAGGAGGCCUGAGCCGUGCACUGGAGCUGGCAGGACAGAAGGUGGAUCAUGUAGUGGUGAUUGAGAAGGACCCUGAAUGUCGAAGGCUAAACAAGACAAGGUGGCCUGGAUGUGAUGUGAUAACUGAUAUCACGAGGGUGACAAAAGGAGAGAUAGAGAAGUACAUGAGGAGUGUACCAGGCCUCACCGGAGGUCUGUCAAAGUUGAAUGUGAACCGAAUUCACCUUCAAGACCCGAGGUCCCAGUUGUUCUACAAGUAUGUGGAGAUUCUGGGUUGGAUUGAGGACCUGGCAAGAGAAAUGAAGGUAUGGUCCGUCCUCAUGGUGGGGAAUGUAGUUGGAGAUGAGGAGGACAUCCGAGAGAUGAAGUUCAAUGAGGAGUUGGAACCUCUGGGGUCGGUCUGUGAUGAAGGGUGGUUUUGGGCGGCAGCGGAGGUCAAUAAGAACCUUCGGUUGCCGACUUUCACACGAGCCAUUCCACGGAGGAAUCCGCCCAAGGAGCCAGCGGGGCUGCAGUCCUGCGAUCGGAGCACAAUAGACAGAUGGAAGGAGGAUAGGAUGAAGUUUCCUCCAUACACCUACCGACCCGAGUUCCUUUUUCACCAUGCCACGGGAGAAGAAGUGAAGCGUGUGGCAUCGGCAACGAAAAGAGAGAGAUUGAUGGGAUACCCCACGGGGUACACCUUGGCUCUGUUUCGAAAGGAAGCAGAGACGGAGGAGGAGAAGAGGAAGCAGACGGUGGCUCGAGAAGCGGCUAUCGGAAACAGCUUCCACACUGUGGUCGUGGCUUGCUUGAUGGACCUGUGGUUAUGGAAGAAGCAAGCCUGA
Molecule: messenger RNA, 2094 nt
Organism: Durusdinium trenchii
Lineage: Eukaryota; Dinophyceae; Suessiales; Symbiodiniaceae
Source: the annotation of a GenBank genome assembly